GAUACACCGCUUGACACAUUUGAGUGGAUGGAGUCGGAGUUGACUUAAAUUCACUCAAAUUACGUAUUUUGGGUUAACGUGGUCGCAUGUCCUGUAUCAGGGGAAGGCAGAUACAAGGUGUCAGCAACAACAACGUUGGAGUUUAAGCAAUGGCAGCAUUGUCGGAGGAGGUGCUGCUGGUCCUGAAAAGGGUGCGACAGAGGAAACAGGAUGGCACUCUAUACCUGAUGGCUGAGCGAAUAGCGUGGGGCCCAGAGGGCAAAGACCGCUUCACCGUUAGUCACUUGUAUGCAGACAUUCGCUGCCAGAAGAUCAGCCCUGAUGGCAAAGCCAAGAUUCAACUUCAGUUGGUCCUUCACACUGGUGAGAGCACCACAUUCCACUUUGCCAAUGAAAGCAGUGCCCUCAAAGACCGUGAUGCUGCUAAGGACCUGCUACAACAGCUGCUACCCAAGUUCAAAAAGAGGGCAAACAAGGAACUAGAAGAGAAGAAUAGAAUGCUACAAGAAGAUCCUGUGCUUUUUCAAUUGUACAAAGACCUGGUUGUCAGUCAAGUAAUCAGUGCAGAAGAAUUCUGGGCCAACAGGUUGAGUAUGAACAACGUGGGUGUCUCUCUCUCCAACAACAAGCAGGAUGUUGGCAUAUCAGCAGCCUUUCUGGCGGACAUAAGGCCGCAGACAGAUGGCUGUAAUGGCCUAAGAUACAAUCUCACUUCUGAUAUUAUCGAGUCCAUCUUCCGAACAUACCCAGCAGUGAAAGAAAAGUAUGGAGAGAAUGUACCGCACAACCUGACAGAAAAGGAGUUUUGGACCCGUUUUUUCCAGUCCCACUACUUCCACAGAGAUCGCAUCAACACCGGCCUUCAGGAUAUUUUCUCAGAGUGUGCUAAGCAGGAUGAAAAGGGCUUGAAAUCCAUGGUGAUACAAGGAGUGAAGAAUCCUUUGGUGGACCUAAUGUCACUGGAGGACAAGACGUUAGAUGAGGGCUAUGGAGUCUCUACAGGUCCCUCAUCAAGCUCGAACAAGACUGUAAAGGAGAACAGCAACUCGGCUAUCAUCAAGCGUUUCAAUCAUCACAGUGCCAUGGUGUUGGCAGCUGGUUCAAGAAAGGGGGAAGCGCCUAAUGAUCAAGCCAGUGAAACAAGCAGUACAGAUGGAAACUCGAGGGACUCUGACUUUUUCCAGCCACCCAUUAAGAAGGUGAAAAUACAAGAGGCCAUAGAAUACGAAGACCUGCAGAAGGAAGUUGGACUGAAAACAGUUGCUUUGAACCUCAAGAAAUCUGAUAGGUACUCUCAUGGCCCUGUGCCCCUGCAGUCCCAACAGUAUACCACCAGCCAAGACAUCAUCAACUCUGUCAACUGCGUCCAGAAUGAGAUGGCCAACUACAAGCCGUGCCUUACUCGGGUGGUGUCCAGCAACACAGCCAGUUCUGCCAUCUCUGCCCUUUCACCCGGGGGCAUACUCAUGCAAGCAGGCACACAACAAGCCAUAAAUCAGAUGGUGCCCAGUGAUGUUCAGGGGGAACUGAAGCAUUUGUACACAGCAACAGGAGAGUUGUUAAGGCACUUCUGGUCAUGCUUUCCUGUAAACACACCGUUCUUGGAAGAGAAGGUGGUGAAAAUGAGGUCGAACCUAGAGAGAUUCCAAAUGACCAAGCUGCGCCCCUUCCAAGAAAAGGUUCAACGUCAAUAUUUGAGUAUGAAUCUCACGGGUCACUUGGAGGAGAUGCUACAGACGGCAUACAAUAAGUUCCAUGCCUGGCAAACUCGCCGCAUGUUGAGGAAGACUUGAGGAACACGGUGCUGCUGAUGACACGUGAGAGAGGCAAGGGAACAGGAAGGGGCAUAGACCUCCAACAGGCUUCUGUAGCAGAGCACACAGAAACACAAACCUGACAGGGUCUACUGGGGCUGUACAGACACGGAUGGCUGCUACUGUACAUCCCUACACGUUAAUAACUGCAUCUCAACCACAAAUGACUAUAAUUAGUUCAUUUCUGUUCUGUUUUUUCAAUGGACUGGAUGCAGUUCCAAACCAGUUGAACCACCAGACACAAUUUAAUAGUGGUAUAAAAUGACCAAACUUAAGAAAAUCUAAUGAGGGACUCUGGAAAACAAAGGAUAUGGACUUUUUGAGACUUUUAUGGACUUUUUGAUGGACAAGACUGAAGAUGGAAAGCUCAAACAAAUCAAGGCAGUCCAUCUGAGCCCUGAGCCUUUUCAGGGACUUGAGUUCUAGUAAACCUGGGCUGUUGACGGGAGGGAAAAAUAGCAAUACUGAAAAGACAAUUUCACUAUAGUGCUUUAGAAUGUGUGCCCCAAUCACACAGAAACUGCACUGGUUCGUAAUGUCUGCGCCUUCUAGAUGCACUGAAGACAAACUCUGGAUGUUACAUAAAAAUU
Messenger RNA from Hypomesus transpacificus, 2404 nucleotides. RefSeq names its product general transcription factor IIH, polypeptide 1 (gene gtf2h1). The transcript has 15 exons. NCBI's taxonomy places the organism in Eukaryota, Metazoa, Chordata, Actinopteri, Osmeriformes, Osmeridae. The coding region runs from base 150 to 1793 and encodes 547 amino acids. Gene Ontology annotation, biological process: transcription by RNA polymerase I; nucleotide-excision repair; transcription by RNA polymerase II. The record is from RefSeq and is a predicted model, not a curated record. Gene Ontology annotation, cellular component: transcription factor TFIIH holo complex; transcription factor TFIIH core complex.